ACUUAGAAUGACAGAUGACAUUGGUUCUAAUUAAAAAUAUUUUAGAAAUUAUCUAGAAUUGAAAAAAAUAUCUUGUGAAUAUUAUUCUUAAAUAGCAAAAUGAAGAUUUUAGUGAAAUGUUUACAAGGUGGAAGUACUUUAUUAGACGUUAGUGAAAGUAGUACAGUGUCUGAACUAAAAAAACUAGUACAGAAAAAUAUGAGGAUACCAGUGUUCCAACAAACGUUAAUUUUAUUUGGAAAAUGUUUACAAGACGAAAAAUGUAUAAGUGAUUACCCACAAAUAAAAGAUGGAACUAAGCUGUACGUCGCCAUAAAGAACCCGGAUUUUUUCAAUACUACGCUCCACAAAUUUUUAAGAAAAUACUACCAUGAAGCGCAAUGUAAAGUAAUUGUAGAAGAAUUUAUGAAAAAUUUCCAUUCCAAAGUUAACAGUCUUAGUUUGGACGAUUUAGAAAGGAUAGCAAAAUCAGAAAUUGAGAGUGCGGCCAGUGGACUCUGAUAUAUAUUCACCUUAUUAUAUUGAUUUUCAGUGUAUAUUAGAAAUAUAACAAUAGUAAGUUAUGGAUAUUUAUAAAGUGCUAAAAAAGUGUUUAUCUAUGGUUUUUCUAAUAACAAAUUCGUAUAACACUAGAAAUUCCUUUAAUGUACCUGUUUUACAAUGGCAUGCAGUAUGGUGUCAGUGGGACACUAAACUUUAUUGAGACAAUCUUGAUUACUUUUUUGACACCCCAUAUACUAAAUAUAAAUCAAAUAAUCUUUUAAUAAUCUCUUGGUAAUAAAGAAAUAAAACUUUGUUAGUCUUUUUUUUUGGAUAAUAAAAAUGCUUACUAAAA
Diorhabda carinulata is the source of this 835-nucleotide messenger RNA. Its product is annotated as ubiquitin-like protein 4A. Gene Ontology annotation, molecular function: protein binding. The record is from RefSeq and is a predicted model, not a curated record. Gene Ontology annotation, biological process: post-translational protein targeting to endoplasmic reticulum membrane. Bases 100 to 501 code for a protein of 133 amino acids. Lineage: Eukaryota; Metazoa; Arthropoda; Insecta; Coleoptera; Chrysomelidae. The transcript has a single exon.